CAAUUAAAUGUCUCAUCACUUGUCAGACAUCAGUCAAGACCUCGAGGACGAGGAUCAGAUCGAUGACAACGAGUUCUGCAUCCCUGCCAUCGAUGGACCGCUUCCCACACUCGACAGUAUCUUCAAUGAGGAAGACAACGAUUCCAUUGGAAGUGAUCCUCAACUGGAGGCCAACGAAGUGACCACUGGUUUGAAUGAAUGGCUCGAAUCGACUGAAAACUCUUCGCUCAGUAGUUAUGACUCGAAGGGCCCGAAGAAGUCAUCGAAAUAUCUUCUGCCGAACGAGUCGUACCCCAAAAUAGUGGUAACGAAUGGAUCGAUUAUCCGACACUCAGUUCUCAAGACAAUAUCGGCUCAAAUCAAGUCCGCAGACACCGAACGCAUCGGUGGAGGAAAGCCGACAGUUAUGGAG
This is a messenger RNA of Oppiella nova, 412 nucleotides long. The record is from the annotation of a GenBank genome assembly. Lineage: Eukaryota; Metazoa; Arthropoda; Arachnida; Sarcoptiformes; Oppiidae.